This is a messenger RNA of Xiphias gladius (swordfish), 1637 nucleotides long. RefSeq names its product tripartite motif containing 35-13 (gene trim35-13). NCBI's taxonomy places the organism in Eukaryota, Metazoa, Chordata, Actinopteri, Istiophoriformes, Xiphiidae. The transcript is spliced from 6 exons. The record is from RefSeq and is a predicted model, not a curated record. Bases 1 to 1404 code for a protein of 467 amino acids. Gene Ontology annotation, molecular function: protein binding; zinc ion binding.
AUGGCUACCAGACAUCUUAAAGAUGACCUCUCCUGUCCAAUUUGCGGACAUAUUCUCAGUCAACCGGUGGUGCUCACUUGCAGACAUAAAUUCUGUAAAGCCUGUCUAAAAGACAACUGGGAGACGCAAGGCAGUGAGGAUCCACCCUCCUGUCCUCUGUGCUCGCGCCCUUCCUCCAUGGAUCAAAUAGUGGUGAGCAAAGUGCUGGAGAAGGCCUGUGAAUCCUUCAAGAAGGACAGAAGCAAGAACGACCCAGAGGCUUGUAAAGAACAUGGGGAAGAGCUCACAAUAUUCUGUUUGGAGGACUUGGAACCGAUCUGUGGUGUGUGUGUGAAAGGAGCUGCACACAUAGGACACAAGCUCUAUCCCAUUGGGGAAGGUUCUCAUGACUGUAAGGAAGAACUGAAGAGUGCACUGCUGCCUUUGAAAGAGAAGUUGCAGCUGUACAGGAAGGCGAAAAUGGUCUGUGAGGAAAUGGCAGAACAUGUUAAGAACCAAGCUGAACAUACUGAAACCCAGAUCAAAGAAGAAUUUAAAGCCCUUCACCAUUUCCUGAAAGAACAGGAGGCUGAUAGACUUUCCACUUUAAAGGCUGAGGAGGAGCAGAAGAAUCUGAUGAUUAACCAGAGUAUUGAGGAGAUGAGCAAUGAAGUGACAUCUCUUACCAACACCAUCAGAUUAGUAGAACAGGAGAUGACAACUCCUGAUAUCCAAUUUCUUAAGAAUUACAAGGAAACAAUAAGGAGAACCUGGCGGACUACUUUUGACCCACAAAUCAUUUCUGGUGCCCUGAUUGAUGUGGCCAAACACUUGGGCUCUCUGAAAUAUAAAGUGUGGGAAAAGAUGAAGAGUAUAGUUAAAUAUAAUCCUGUAAUUUUGGAUCCCAACACAGCAGCUGGCUGCUUCAUCCUCUCAGAGGAUCUCACAGAGGUGCAGAACUCUACCCAGAUUUUCAAGCUGCCAGACAACCCAGAGCGCUUUGACAUCAGUGCUGAGAUGCUGGCCGCUGAGGGCUAUACCUCUGGACGCCACAGCUGGGAUGUAGAAGUGAAGGACAACACCUACUGGGUGGUGGGAGUAGCCAGCGAGUCCAUCUCCAGGAAGGGGAAGCAAGUGCUGACACCAGCAGAGGGGUUCUGGACUGUUAGGUUUCGCAACGGAGAGCAUAAGGCCUGCACAGCACCAUGGGAGCCACUGAACAUGACUAAGAAGCCGGAAGUGAUAAGAGUAGUUCUAGACAUGGACCGAGGCAAGGUGACCUUUUACAGCGCUGGAGAGAGAACACCUCUCUACACCUUUACGGAUGUUAUCACAGUCAAAGCCUAUCCCUACUUUUGCACUGCCUGCAAAGAGCAUCCAUUGAAAAUCCUACCCAGAGGGAUAUCCUUGUCAACAGACCAUUAAUGCACCUUGGACACAAGUUGCCAAACAUUGUACAAAAAUCCGGUGAAAGAAAUGAAGGACAGCUUAAGCUUGUGAAGAUGUGACAUUUUUUUUCUUUUGCAAGAGAUGAAUGUGGGAAUGCAGCAUCAAGUUUAAUUAAAAAUGCACCUCUGAAGUUUUUAAUGAAUGACCGAAACAAACACAGACAUGUUUUAAAAUAUUUAAUUUCAGUUACAACAAAACAAAUGCAGUCU